Molecule: messenger RNA, 2544 nt
Organism: Ooceraea biroi (clonal raider ant)
Lineage: Eukaryota; Metazoa; Arthropoda; Insecta; Hymenoptera; Formicidae
Biological process (GO): detection of chemical stimulus involved in sensory perception of smell; sensory perception of smell
Cellular component (GO): plasma membrane
Molecular function (GO): olfactory receptor activity; odorant binding
Source: RefSeq, a predicted model, not a curated record
AAAUCGAUGAGCUGCUCCGUUCAAGGCACAUGCGAACGUCACGACUGCACACAACGCACUGAAACGCCAAGAACUAUAGAGCGUUAGAAAAGGGAACUGCGCUUGCGUGAAUUUCCAUCUCCGGCAUCAUUUUUGGAAUAUUUUUCCGUGGGAAAGAAACACACGUUGAAAUUUUUCUUUUUUUUCAUGUAACAUAAAUUUCUUAAUAAUUAAAUUGAGAGCCUGUCUCAUGCGAAGACAUUAAACUGUCAUCAAACAGCUGUUACAAUUGCAUGGUAGUAUUAUGCACCAUUUUGCGUUACGUUUAUGCCAAUUUAAACAAUUUAAAUAAUUUACCUGGAAAUUACAUACGCGAGGCGAGGGAAGUCAUAAAACACUCUUGUGAUGUCUCCACCAUCCUCUCAGUGGAGGAAUCGCUAUAUAUUGUCAUUUCGCAGUCAAAUGCGAAGCUUCACUGACUACAAAUAAUGGUCUGUAUUAAGAAGCGGUUCUUUAACCCCAGUCGGCUACUUCUGCUCGCUUUCGGCUUGUGGCCUGAUAAGGAAACGAUAUUCACCCGGUUUCAGGCAACAUUUCUUUGCAGUUUUUUGAUAAGCAGCAUUGUAUUUCAACUUUCAAGAGUUUUCAUUGCAGAAUGUAACUUCGAUCUUAUUGUGAGAAUAGUCUCUUCCACGACAUUCUUUACCAUGCUUACGAUUCUACCCUUCUCAUUUUGGGUUAAUAUAAAAACUAUCACAUAUUUAUUGGACCAACUGCAAUACAUCUACGACCGGCUAAAGGAUAGAAACGAAAUUGCUAUCUAUGACAAAUAUGGAAACACUGGAAAACAGUUUGCGACUAUAGUAAUAAUACUUCUUGUAUGCGGCCUAUCUGGUAAUUCUGUCAUAAUAUAUUGGCCAUACAUUCUUGAUAUCGUUGUACCGAAAAAUGAGUCUUAUGCAAUUCACAUGAUGCAAUUUGUGACCGAGUACUUUAAUGUCUCAGAGAAAUAUUAUUUUUUAGUCGUUGUUCAUUUGAAUGCAGCCUGUUCUACAGGGUUAAUUGUAUUAGCAGGGACGGGAACAAUAUUUUUUUCGUAUUUGCAGCAGACCUGCGGUAUGUUUGAAAUUGCCAGCUAUCGUAUUGAACAAGCAAUGGCGACCGAGUUGUUACAUAACUUUGAUAUAAAGAAUACAAUUGGAAUAUGCAGAGAGAUAAUAUGUGCCAUAGAUAUACAACGUCAAGCUAUGCAGUGUGCUAAAGGCUUCAUAACUAGUAUGGAAGGAACAAUUUUUGUUUUGGUAAUAACUUUGGUACUUUGUGUGAGUUGCAAUCUUUUUCGAAUAUUUCAAAUUGAAUCACCUAUGGAGAGGAUGGACGAGGUUUUAUUACACUUUUCGGCUGUAUUUAUAGUUUUGAUGAUCAUGUUCUUAUCCAGUUAUGUUGGACAAGAUGUUACAGAUCAUAGUAAUUACGUAUAUGUAAUUACAUACAACGUUGCAUGGUACUUAGCACCGUUACACAUACAGAAACUGAUACUGUUUCUACUACAAAGAAGCAAUAAAAGUUGCACCCUGAGUGUCGGUGGAUUAUUUACAGCAUCUUUAGAAUGUUUUGCAACACUGUUUCAAGCAUCAAUGUCCUACUUCACCUUCAUGUACUCCAUGCAGUAAUAACAAGCAGAUAACUAGUCUGAUAUAUGAGUAUAUUAGAAUAAAGCAAAAGUUGCAUUAAUUGAAAUACAUGCACAGUCAACACAUCACAAAACCGACGAAAUCGACGACAAUAAAAUACCUCUCACAUUGAAACGUCUGGCCGCCUGACCGCUCCUGCGGAACUUGUCGCUGUUCAGUAAGUGUACGUGUAAGCGUUAGUCGGCGUUUGAAGGUUGCUUAUUACACCUCAAAGAUUUGCUUUCAUAUUUUUUUUUUUAAUAGGCAAUGUUUGUACUUAAAACAACACAUUUUUACUUUAUUAAGUAGUUUCACAUUUAAUUAAGCAUUGAAAUAAAUGUCCGUAAAUGUAAAUAUUUAAAAACAAUUAUAAUACUAACAUAAUAAUAAUUUUCAUAAUAAGGUGUUAUCUCGCUGGUGUCUGCAGUUUAUGUGAUCUAAUAUUUUUGACUACUUUUUGUGGCGGGCGACUAUUGUCUCCUAUAGUAUGCAAGAAGCGUUUAGUGACGGGUGACUUAAGUCACCUGUAGUAGCGAAAGGAUUAACACACACACACACAAAGAGCUAAUUUAUAGUUUUCUUGCACCGUCCGCAUGACUUAACAGCAAUUCUGCGAUUCACAGAUAUUGAUAAUGAGUAUUCGUACAUUCGUGAUUAAUGCAUGCGAUUAAUGCAUCUAAUUAAAUAAUGCAUUUAAGAAUGAACAGGACAUCAAUGAUUGAUAAAGUAUAUAAUUAAUCGAAUAAAGAAAAUUUGAACUCAUUUGGAGAAGAUGGCUGUGGCGGUAUUGUUAUUAGAAUAAGAAGUUAUUUUGUUAACAAAGAUUUAUUGAAGAAAGUGUAUAUAAUAUGAAAGACGAUAAAUAAAUGUAGAUUAUGUUACAACAAUAAAA